Messenger RNA from Lichtheimia ornata, 213 nucleotides. RefSeq lists its product as uncharacterized. Bases 1 to 213 code for a protein of 70 amino acids. The record is from RefSeq and is a predicted model, not a curated record. The transcript has a single exon. NCBI's taxonomy places the organism in Eukaryota, Fungi, Mucoromycota, Mucoromycetes, Mucorales, Lichtheimiaceae.
AUGAGCAAACCAACAUGGACGUAUUACCACCAAAGGCGACAAUGGCAAUCCACGACAUGUCGAAGGCGUCGAGCACACCGUUCACAUUACAGCAACUCCAAUCGGCAUUCGAUCAGCAACAACUUGUUGACUAUCACGUUUAAUGAGCAAUACCGUACCUUUGUCCAACCUUUUAACUUUGAGCAGCAAUCGACGACUGGUGGACGUGUUUGA